Cylicocyclus nassatus is the source of this 925-nucleotide messenger RNA. NCBI's taxonomy places the organism in Eukaryota, Metazoa, Nematoda, Chromadorea, Rhabditida, Strongylidae. The record is from the annotation of a GenBank genome assembly.
AUGAACAGAAUGAAGAAGGCAGUAAGUGUGAUCAAAGGUUUGGCUCGCCCCUUUGUUUUCGGAAUGAUUCAUGUGCCUGCUCUACCUGGAACAUAUAUGAACAGACUAUCAAUGCCUGAGAUUCUACAAGUCGUUCGCAAAGAGGCACAAAUCUAUGCAGAUGCAGAUAUCGAUGGAAUAAUCGUGGAAAAUAUGCACGAUAUCCCCUAUGUGAAGCCACCACUUGGUCCAGAAAUCGUUUCGUCGAUGACAUUGGCAUGCAAAACCGUUGUCGACACCCUGGGCCCAAAACGAGAAAAAAUGCUUCUUGGAGUACAAAUUCUCGCCGGCGCCAAUAAAGAGGCGCUAGCAGUGGCGCACUGCUGCGGAUUUGACCUAAUUCGUGCCGAGUGUUAUGUCUUUUCUCAUGUGGCUGACGAAGGUUGGAUGGACGGUUGUGCCGGAGAACUACUUCGUUAUUCACAUGCCAUUGGCGCUGACUCUGUUGCCGUGAUCACCGAUAUCAAGAAAAAACAUUCUUCCCACGCUGUCACAGACGAUCUGAGUAUAGCCGAAGUUGCAGAAGCGGCAAAGUUUUUCUUAGCCGAUGGAGUUAUUGUUACUGGACGUUGUACGGGUGAUACUGCGGAUCCAUCAGAUGUGCAAAAAGUACUACGAUCUCACUGCACGCUGCCAGUUUUUAUUGGCUCAGGCGUCGCGACUUGCAAUAUACACAAGUUCAAAGGAGCAGACGCUUUCAUCGUUGGCUCCGACUUCAAGAAGGAUGGUGAAUGGCAGAAUGAACUGGAGCCAAAGAAUGUCCAAGAAUUUAUGGAAGCAGUGCGAGCAUUUAAAUGGCAUUAACUGAUUGUGAGAAACAAUUAGAACCUAUGAAUUGAAGAUAUAGACGUCUAGAACUUGAGAUCUUUAUGCUUAUAGAACACAA